AAAGGAAUCUGAUAGCUGUAUAGACGAUUCAGCUACAACCAUGAAUUCGCUCAUGUCGCUAGGAGAGAGUAGCGGUUAUGAAAGCUUUGCAUUUAAAGGAUCGCCGGAGUCAACGCCGGACAAUGAAACAAACGAAGAUCAUUUGAAUGAACACGAAGAAAUGCAUAUCGUAAUUAAGAAGGAUAUUAAUGAUAUUGUUGGACAUAAUUUUAUAAAAUCGAAUCCUUUGACAACUGAAAAAACGUCAUUGAGUAAAUCUAAUAAGAGUAAUACUUCGUAUCGACAAGAUAUAUUUAAUGGACAGCCAAACGUCGGCAUAUUUUUAGACGUAGUUUUACGAAAGCUUGAAUGUAUGACUAGUAAUAACUUGUAUGUCAAUUUACAUCUCACAGGUCUUAUUAGUAGACUGGCGAUAUAUCCGCAACCUUUAUUGCAAUCCUUUCUGCUGAAUCAUUCUCUUGUGUUUCAACCUAGCAUCAGAUCCUUGUUUCAGGUGCUUGCAUCAUUAAAGCACAAAAUAGAUCAAUUUCUCUCAAAACACAAUAAUAUAGAUUUAUUGGUUGAACAAGCAAGAUUAUUUCUGAUUAGUCGAGAAGACAAGCUAGUAAAUGCGAGAAAAAAUGUAUUAGAAGCUGCUGCUCAAUCCUCAUCUGUUAAAAAGCAUUCUCUGACUAGUGAAUCAUUCUCAAGAGGUAUUGUCUAUCUAUUCGUGAAUAGUGAAUAGUAGAGAAUAAUAAAUUUUUAAAUUAAAUAUAUACACAUAUUUUUCUUUCUCUAUUAUGAUUUAAAAACACGUUCAACUUUUAAAGCUUCUAAUCUCAUAUUAUUAUGUAAUCAUAUGAGUUUUUGAAAUACAUUGAAAUAAAUAUGAUUCGUGAAUAAAAAAAAAUAAA
Messenger RNA from Formica exsecta, 893 nucleotides. Its product is annotated as UPF0518 protein GK23746-like. The coding region runs from base 41 to 724 and encodes 227 amino acids. The transcript has 2 exons. The record is from RefSeq and is a predicted model, not a curated record. Lineage: Eukaryota; Metazoa; Arthropoda; Insecta; Hymenoptera; Formicidae.